Dreissena polymorpha is the source of this 3014-nucleotide messenger RNA. Its product is annotated as ATM interactor-like. Gene Ontology annotation, molecular function: transcription cis-regulatory region binding; DNA-binding transcription factor activity, RNA polymerase II-specific. Gene Ontology annotation, biological process: regulation of transcription by RNA polymerase II. Gene Ontology annotation, cellular component: nucleus. The transcript has 5 exons. NCBI's taxonomy places the organism in Eukaryota, Metazoa, Mollusca, Bivalvia, Myida, Dreissenidae. The record is from RefSeq and is a predicted model, not a curated record. Bases 409 to 2913 code for a protein of 834 amino acids.
UAAACGUUUAGCUAAUAAGCUUUUUGUAUGAUAUUGAGGAGGCAGAAAUGUCAGAAAGCCAUGACGGAAGACUUUAUUUCUGUUGUUCCUACAGUUAGUCAGUUACUCGAGGUGCCAAAAGAUGUUAAAUGCUCGUUCGAAGGGUGCUCGAAGACCUUUAGUAAUAAGGGAAAUUUGCAUAUGCAUCUUAUAAAAUCUCAUGGAGAAAUUAAGCAAAACAUGUCAAGGUCGAUCCGAACGUAUCCAAAUGAAAACUCGUCACGUGACAAAGCGACAAUGGCGUCAAAAUUGUGACAUUCAGACCGAUGAGAGUGAUUUUCAUCUAUUAAUGACAGAGAUGCAAGCAUAUAUCAAGGAUGUAAAGGGACAGGUCCCAGUGUUCGCUACCACUGUCCAGUGGAGCCAUGUAUGUACAACAAGGGAGCCAAGAAAUACUGGGCCACCUUGCAGCUAGUUCGACAGCACUUCAAGAGAGUACAUGCAGAGCGAAAGUUUGCGUGUUCGAAAUGCUCAUCAAAGUUUUCAUGCGAGUACGAUCUUAACCGCCACCUGUCAGUGUGUGGUGUUAUGUACAGUUGUGGUUCCUGCCCAGUGAAAUACACUACAAAGGAGGCUCUACUUAUGCACUGUAAGCGGGGAGAACAUGAGUAUCCUGCCGAAUACCAGAGACAAAAGAAAGAGGAGGGCCCAAAGAAAAGACCACAGCGGCAGAAGUCUGACAAAUCAAGCCCGCCAGUGGUGACCAUAACACCCAUCCUACUGAUAACCACUGCCAUGUUGCCUGGAGCUCAAGAGGUUCAUGAACCAGUCUUAUCAUCCACAAGUCUGAGUCAGAACUGCAACCAGUCUGUGGCUGUUGGAAAAUAUAAAACUAUAAGCCCAAAGGUCCAGGUAUCGGAACCAACUAGAAGUGUACAGAACAUCUUUGUGGAAAAUGUAGCACAUAGAAAUGAUGUUGUGAUUCAAACGGAUAUUUAUGGGGUUGAUGCACUGUCUUUGAGCACAAGCAUACCAGCUACACAUACAGUUCAAGGGAGGCUUAGCCCGGGUCCACUUGAGGUCAAGACUGGAUAUCAGCUGAGCCCAGGAAGUGCGAGUGGAAGUAGAUCACCUAGUAGAAGAACUCAGCAAAGGAAGAGUCCGGGUAGUUAUUACAACCCUGGGUCACCUCGCAGGAAGAAAAUGAAAUCUUCUACAGGAAUGCAGACUUCAGUGAGCCUGACUAAGAAAAAGGGAGCUCACACUGUGAACAGCACCCAGACUCCAGGCGACUUCAUUCUUCAGGCAGCUAUGAAAACAGCUGAUAUUAAGAUUCAGAAAAAGACCGUCGCUUCCCAGGUGACUCCAAGAAAGGCACACAGGAAAAUGAAAUCCAGCCAAAUUCAGACUUUUAUUUCUGGGUUUAGACCACAACUUGUUGAUUCUAGUAGCCAAGUGCAGCAGAAAAAUAUUCUGUCAGAAAUAAUGUCACAGAACAUGGCGGAACAAGAGACCAUGACGGAAAGACCAAUGUCUAUAUCAACACAGACCAUGCAGUCAUUCCUUGAAGACCACCUGAAUAGGAACUCUUCAGGUGUUGUAAAUGAAAUGACAAAUGAUUUCAAUGUGAUUCUGACUGACUUGGAAAUGAAGGGGAUAGUAAAAGAGUCAAGUAGAGAUAAUAACAUAGUGGCUAUUUACACAGAAGAUCUUAACUCAUGUGUUGAAUUCCGUGCACCAACAAUUUCUUGUAAAAAAGCCUUGACAAAACAAGCUGUGGAAUUUGCAUCAAACCCAGAAAAAGUUUCAGGCACGUCACUUUCAACCCAGACCUAUGCUGAUAACGUCCUGUUGUUAAGUUCUACACUGCAGAAGAUAAACCCCACUUCGGACAUGGAUGCUCAAACAAUGUCUGCCUCGGAUUUUGACCUCCUACUGCAGUCUGAAGGCUUGCUAUUUGAUCAAAAUCCUCAAGGCCCUACUUUCAAAGAGUCUUUAUCCUUUAGUCACAGUAUUGGCAUUUCAAACUACAAAGACUCGUCAACAACAGUGAGCCCAUCAAAUAGGGGCAUUCUUAGUGUGGAAACCAAUAUGGCUGACAUGGACACACAAACUGGCAUGGAUUUCAACAUAUUUCGCGAUUUAGAACCUAUCGAUUCCAACACUCAAACCACUGGUAUCGAGGACAUGGAUUUCCUUGAUUUAGUAAUGUCAAAUAUGGAAACCCAGACUCUGAGUGAUAGUGAUCUUAUAAACUUGGGUCUGUUAGAUGGCACUUGUAAUCUGUCAGCAUUUUCAACACAUAGUAUGGCUGUAGGAACGAGUGAUUUCGACACUAGUGAUGACAUUUUCAGCUCUCUGGAGGAUGGUUUUGGAAUGUCAGAACUUGAUACAGCAACCACACACAAUAUGGGCAUUGGUACGAGUGAUUUUGAGUUACCUUAUGAGUUUGAUUGUGGCUCAGGCGUAGGCCAUAAGCAAGGCACUACCAGAGAAACUUUGUCAGCACAAAAGCUUGACAUUGGACCAUUUGAAGGCAACACUAAGGGUUUUACCUUUCAAGAGGAUACAACUGUUUGUGAUGAAAAUGCUGCAAAUGGGGAUAAUCUCCUGUUACAGAUUUGCAACUUGUCCCCUGAGGAUGAUACCACAAACAAAAGCAUGGUUAACAUUAUAGAACAAGGAAGUAGUAUCAAACAUAAAACUGUGUCAGCUAGCAGGGUGCAGCAUAAUCACCAAGCUUCUGAUCAUUUAAAUAAACCACAUGAGCAUUCUGUAGAUUUAAAUAAGGUUAGAUCUGCCAGUAUUGCAGUGUUUGGUUCCUCCGAGAUGCAAACCCAGGUGGAUUUUGGCGACGCAGGAUUCUGUACAACAAACAUUGAGACACAGACAACAUUUGAUGACCUGCAGGAAUUCUGUGAAAAAAUUCUAUGAACAUUUUAUAUUGAAGAUCUUUAUAGACAGUAGUGUAGGCUGCAGCAUUGUAGUAUUUCCUGAACAUUUUAUUUAUUAUGAAUAAAUACUACUACUACUGA